CCUGUGCUUCAGCCUGGUAUUACAUGCAUGCGCACUUACACAAAAAAAAUCCUCCGCUAGAUGGCGGUGUUGGAUGAUGUCAUGUCCAGGAGAAGAAUUUUUGUACAGUCGCGUGUGUGUACACAAUUGCGCGAUAUUUUAACCCCCCCUCCCCUAAUAUAAUGACAUAAUAUAAGUAGACCAAAAUGUUCUCACGUUUCAUUAUAAUGUACAGACGUCUACUUAAUACUGCCUUGUGUAAAUAGUCAAUCAUACUCAUCACAUUCUUUUAGUUGCAUGAAUAUGUAACCGUUUCAGUUGGAGCUCCCUCUUCUCCAAGUGACAUCCCUUGCACGCGUGGCCUUAUACAAACACCUCCAGUCUGAUUGGCUGACACGCAACGGAGGCCGGUACAGAGCAAGACUUGAUUAGCAUAGCUAAGCAGGUCCAUAAAUGAGCUCCAAGGGUCUCACCUGACGCUGAAGACGAAGAGCCAGAGGGUCGUGCGACACACCGGAUCAGUCCACUCAUGCGUAAAAGCGCACAGCCAGGCGAACUUUGGAAGCAGUGUGGGCCCCCACCACGGUUGUGCUGCCCCCGGUGACCGGAGCCUCCCCCUCUACCACCACCACCUCUACCCCAGCUUGGCUACUUAGUGACGUUCACGGCCGGUUGUGUUGAGUCAAGAGCACCCACCCGGUCACCCAUGAGGCUGGAGGCCGCAGCCAGGAUGGAUCUGUUCAGGAAGCUGUGGAGGGCGAGGAAUCUGAUCGUGGUGAUUUUCAUCCCGCUGUCCCUGUUGCCACUUCCUCUCGUCCACCCCACCAGCGAGGCGUGUUGCGCAUAUGUGCUCAUCGUGACGGCAAUCUACUGGGUGUCGGAGGCUGUUCCCUUGGGUGCUGCCGCCCUUGUCCCCGCCUUCCUAUACCCACUCUUUGGGGUCCUCAAGUCAAGUGAGGUGGCGGCCGAGUACUCGAAAGACACCACGUUGCUGCUGAUGGGAGUCAUCUGUCUGGCCGCGUCCAUCGAAAAGUGGAACCUGCACAAGCGCAUCGCCUUGCGCAUGGUGAUGGUCGCCGGGGCCAAGCCUGGCAUGUUGGUGUUGGGCUUCAUGUGUUGCACGGUCUUCCUGUCCAUGUGGCUCAGCAACACGUCCACCACAGCCAUGGUGAUGCCCAUCGCCGAGGCUGUCCUGCAGCAACUCAUAUGCACCGGCAUGGCCGACAACCUCGAACCCGACGCCACGGAGGAUGACAGCGCCGUUUCAGACAAGGAGGAAAAACUGGACAAGAAUCAACUGGCGCUGCUGUACCGUAAUGACAGCAACAAUUGCGACAAACAGGAACUGUCCACACUUAGUGAGGAUCAGACGGGAGAAGUCAACGGGGUCGGCGCGAAUCCAAAUAGCAACCAAGAUUGCAUCACGCAUACCAACGGACACUUGCCGCAGGUAGCCAUCGAAAUCCCAAACGUGAAGCGCGUGAAGGCCCGGCGAGACUCACAGUAUCCUACCAAGCGGGAUCACAUGAUCUGUAAAUGUCUGACACUCAGCAUCACCUACGCCGCGACCAUCGGCGGACUCAUCACCAUCACCGGCACCUCCACCAACCUCAUAUUCGCCGAGCAGUUUAACACGCGCUAUCCAGAUGCCAAGGUGAUCAAUUUCGGCACAUGGUUCAUCUUCAGCUUCCCCAUCGCCAUCAUCAUGCUGUUCCUCACCUGGUUGUGGCUGCACUUCCUCUUCCUGGGCUGCAACUUCAGGGAAACGUGCUCGCUGAGUAAGAAACGCAAGUCCAAGAGGGAGAUGAUGUCCGAGAAGAGAAUCCACGAGGAGUAUGAAAAACUGGGGCCGAUCAGCUACCCAGAGGUCGUCACCGGUGUUUUCUUCAUCCUGAUGACUCUGCUGUGGUUCACGCGAGAGCCCGGUUUUGUGCCAGGCUGGACCUCGCUUUUUGAGAAGAAAGGCUAUCGGACCGACGCGACGGUGUCGGUCCUCCUGGGCUUCCUGCUCUUCCUCAUUCCUGCAAAGCGACCCUUCUCCUCAACCCGUUUGAGCUACAGAGACCCAGCAUCAGACCCGCUGUCUCCCAUGAUCACCUGGAAGGACUUCCAGAGGCUCAUGCCGUGGGAGAUCGUCAUCCUGGUGGGCGGGGGCUACGCACUUGCCGCCGGCUGCAAGGUGUCCGGCUUGUCGGUGUGGAUCGGCCGGCAGCUGGAGCCCAUGAGCGGUCUCCCGCCCUGGGCCGUCACCCUGCUCGCCUGCCUGCUGGUGUCGGCGGUCACAGAGUUCGCCUCCAACCCGGCGACGCUCACCGUCUUCCUGCCCAUCCUCUCCGCGCUGUCCGAGACCUUGCGCAUCAACCCCCUGCACACUUUAAUCCCCUCCACUAUGUGCGUGUCAUUCGGGGUCAUGCUUCCAGUGGGGAACCCCCCCAACGCCAUCGUCUUCAGCUACGGCCACCUGCAGAUCAGCGACAUGGUCAAAGCGGGUUUCGGGGUGAACCUGAUCGGCGUUGCCGUGGUGAUGUUGGCCAUCACCACAUGGGGGGUGCCCCUCUUUAAUUUGACUGAGUUUCCAGCCUGGGCUGUGGCCGCAAAUGUUACCAGCAGCUUAUAGCCCCGCCGCCUCCUCCACUCGGAGGAAAAUGAGAUGACCAGAGAGUGUUAAGAAAGCCUUUCUACAGAAGAGGAGGCAUGAAAAGUCUUGAGUGAACUUAUGAGAAGGGGGAUAGAGGGAAGAAGCUGCUUUAGGGGGCAAUCUGCGAUUCACAAUGAAAGCUGUUUUAAAAAAAAAAAAAAGAUUUUAUAUCCUUAAGUGUAUGUAAUUACUGUAUUCACUGUGCGAUGGCCUUUCAAAGUUCCUUCUACUGUACAGUAUUUUGGGAAAGCAUUUUCAGUAGUGCCUUUCAAUUAGUCAACAGUACUCAGCACAGUAAAAGGAUGUCAUUGUAGGUUUACGGGUGCAAUUGUUGCGAUGACAGAGAACAGAGGAUGUAAAGAUCAUGAAUUUUCCUCAUACAGGUCAAACAUACAAAGCAAUCCAGACAAAGGAAGGGGGGAAAAAAAAAAAUCCUAAUUUGCUCCACGGAAACGAGGCAAGGAUUUUUGGUGUCAUCGUAAUCACAGAUUAAGUAAAGCGCAUCGAUUUUAGAA
Messenger RNA from Hippocampus comes (tiger tail seahorse), 3132 nucleotides. RefSeq names its product solute carrier family 13 member 4 (gene slc13a4). Gene Ontology annotation, molecular function: transmembrane transporter activity. Gene Ontology annotation, biological process: transmembrane transport. NCBI's taxonomy places the organism in Eukaryota, Metazoa, Chordata, Actinopteri, Syngnathiformes, Syngnathidae. Gene Ontology annotation, cellular component: plasma membrane. The record is from RefSeq and is a predicted model, not a curated record. Bases 686 to 2596 code for a protein of 636 amino acids. The transcript has 16 exons.